Leptidea sinapis is the source of this 1411-nucleotide messenger RNA. Its product is annotated as myb/SANT-like DNA-binding domain-containing protein 3. Bases 520 to 1344 code for a protein of 274 amino acids. Lineage: Eukaryota; Metazoa; Arthropoda; Insecta; Lepidoptera; Pieridae. The transcript is spliced from 5 exons. The record is from RefSeq and is a predicted model, not a curated record.
CUUACACCCAUAUUCUAAGUCGUUACCUCGAAAGUCCCUCGACUCGAACUCAGUCGAGGAGGCCUCAAGGAAUGACUUGAAAGGAACUCAAGUUUGGUAUUCAUAGUUGUCAGUUUGAGGAAUUCAUGAGGUUCCUCGAAUGAGUGUGAGUCGAGGUAAAACUCAUUAAUUACGUCAUCGUUUCGAGGAAUGCUAACCUUAUUAUUGACGAUUUUUUAUCUGUGGCUUUCAACUUCUUGUGUCAAGUGAUUAGUUCACGACAUUAAAGUUCACGAUAUAUGAUUGCUUUUUUAGUGAAGUGUCAAAUGAAAGCGAACACAUAAAUAAACAAACUUUAACGCAUUUUUUACGUAAUUCGAAUUCCUUAAAUCCACUUGAAAACAAAACCCAUGUUUUGCGCAAAAAAUACUGUGAUAUUUGUGAAGUGGGUGGCUUGGAGAAGAAAAUAUUUUGUUCGCUUCGCAGUAUACAAGUGAAUUCAAUCGUGUGUUGUUCUUAUUGAGAAAUUACUGGUUUAAAAUGGCUGCAACUGGAAGACAGCUUUUUAAUGAAGCCGAAAAGAUUUGUCUGCAGGAGUUAGUACUCAAAUACAAAUUAAAUUCGAUAGCCACAACUAUGGGGAGCGCAGUGGCUAAAAAAAAUGCCUGGCUUCGCCUAACAGAGGAGUACAAUGCCAUAGAAACGAAUUCAAAAAGGACUGAAGCUCAACUUAAAAAAUGUUGGGACAAUUUGAAAACCAGGCGUAAAAGUAUGUUGGCCCUAGAGAAAAGGGAAAGGAUGAGGACUGGUGGUGGUUCCUUUAACGCUUAUACAAUUAGUACCUCUAGCCAAGUCCCGGUACUGGAGGAUGCUCUUGCUGUACAAACAGAUGUGGAGUUGGCAGAUGUAAUCGACAGUGAUAACAUACCUUGUAGUGCAGAAAUCCAAAUUGAUGAUGUGAUGUUGUUAGACACGUCAUCUCAAGUACCAGCAGUUAGUGUUGAGGUUGAACAUGUGUCAGAAAGAGAAAACAUUAUAAACACUCCUCCACGUUUGACAGAGUCCCGGGUGACUGAUUAUAGUGCAGCUCCAUCACAAGGGUCAAGAAAUAUACGGACAAGAGUGAUUCAAGAAGAAUUUCAUAUCCGUCAACAAACAUAUGAAAAAUCUCAGAAAAGGGAAGAGGAGCUGCAUAAGCUCAGAAUAGCUGAGAAGGAGUGGAUGGUGAAGGCAGCAGAGGAGAUUUUUCUCAAAGCCAAAACUGAGAGAGAAGCUGCAGAGGAACUUCUCCACUGCAAUAGAGCCAAAAGAGAAGAGGCUGAAUUAAGUUUAAGAAUAUUUAAAAAUAAAAAUUUUGAAAAUUAAUUUAGUAUUAGGUUGUAUGUAUAUGUUUAUUUCAAUUCUAUUGUGUAAUAAAAAACUUUAUUGCUUA